GAUUCCAAUGUUACACAAAGCUUAGAAACCUAAUCUAAAAAGUUCCCAUCUUUGUCGGGUUCUCUUUCCAUUUCGAUUUCUAUUUCCACAUAAUGCUCGAUGCUCAUCCAUUUCCCCUCACAUGUAAUGUUCACUCACAUGCCGUUUCCCCCAUAUCCUCCAUUUCCCAGUUCUCUCUCACCUUUUUAUAUUUUUUAUACUAUUUUCCAAUUACCCAACACCCCAUUGCUUGAUUUCAUAACCAGCCUUUUGUGUUUUGAAAGUGGGAAUUACUAGAAAUAUACAAUCUUUCAAACACCCAAAGUGGAAAAAAAAUGGCUUCGGUGAAUCUGGGUUCUUGGGUUCAAUCAUACUCCAUUUUCAAACAAGCUUCUAGAUCCAAAUCUUUUCUUUUACCCAGAUCCCUUCCGUUCAAUUCCCUUGUGAUUCUGUCAUCUUCAAUCCCAAAAGCUCACGGCUUUACAUCUCUUCCUUCAAUUUCAGCGGUCUUUACCGAAGGAGACACUGUCAAGGAAGAAGAGCAGCACCCUCAAAACCCAAGCUUUGAUUUCAAAUCUUACAUGAUUCAAAAGGCCACUACGAUAAACCAGGCUCUGGACUCGGCUGUUCCACUCCGUGACCCUAUUAAAAUCCAUGAAGCAAUGCGGUACUCACUAUUAGCAGGCGGGAAAAGGGUCCGUCCGGUGCUUUGUUUAGCUGCUUGUGAGCUUGUUGGCAGCCAGGAAUCUAAGGCUUUGCCAGCAGCUUGUGCAGUUGAAAUGAUUCACACCAUGUCUCUAAUCCACGAUGAUCUUCCUUGCAUGGACAACGAUGAUCUUCGUAGAGGAAAACCAACUAAUCACAAGGUUUUCGGUGAGGAUAUCGCUGUCUUAGCCGGGGAUGCUCUUCUGGCUUUUGCUUUUGAACAUGUAGCCGUUUCUACAGUUGGUGUUUCGCAUGGUAGGAUUGUGAGGGCAAUUGGAGAAUUAGCUAAAUCCAUUGGGGCUGAAGGGUUAGUGGCUGGGCAAGUUGUGGAUAUAAGCAGUGAGGGACUAACAGAUGUGGGGUUGGAUCAUUUAGAAUUCAUUCAUGUUCACAAGACUGCUGCUUUGCUUGAAGCUUCUGUGGUUUUGGGGGCUAUUCUUGGAGGUGGAUGUGAUGAAGAUGUGGAGAGGUUGAGGAAAUUCGCAAGGUAUAUUGGGCUUUUGUUUCAGGUUGUGGAUGAUAUUCUUGAUGUGACAAAGUCAUCUAAGGAAUUAGGCAAAACUGCAGGCAAAGAUUUGUUGGCUGAUAAAGUGACUUAUCCCAAGUUGAUUGGAAUAGACAAGUCAAGGGAGUUUGCAGAGAAGUUGAGGAGUGAUUCAUUGGAGUUGCUUCAAGGAUUUGAUCCUGAGAAAGCUGCUCCUUUGGUUGCUUUGGCUAACUACAUAGCUUACAGGAAAAACUAACUUUUUUGCUUUUUGUUGUUGUAUAAUUCUUAUUCUUGUUGGUUUAUAUGAGGUUGAAUUGUCUAGAACAUUUCUCUAGACAAGAAAUGCCUUGAUUUGAUGCUUCUUGUUAUGCUUGAUCCUAUAGGCUUAGAGAAAGAACCAGGUGAACAGUUUCAAUGUUGGAAAUAUACUUUUACAAGGAUGAUAAUUAUAGAAAUUUGUUUCUCUGUGCUGUUAUAUCAUAUGAAAUUCCCCUUAAAUUGGGAUUUGAUUGUUAGUUCUUC
Hibiscus syriacus is the source of this 1693-nucleotide messenger RNA. RefSeq names its product geranylgeranyl pyrophosphate synthase, chloroplastic-like. Gene Ontology annotation, molecular function: geranylgeranyl diphosphate synthase activity. Gene Ontology annotation, biological process: isoprenoid biosynthetic process. Bases 315 to 1427 code for a protein of 370 amino acids. Lineage: Eukaryota; Viridiplantae; Streptophyta; Magnoliopsida; Malvales; Malvaceae. The record is from RefSeq and is a predicted model, not a curated record. The transcript has a single exon.